AUGCUCUCCUCCCUCCUCCUCCUCCUCCUCCACUCGCUCCUCCUCCUCCCAGUCCACGCAGUCUUCGUCAAUUUCGAGAACUGCCUGCCCGACAGCACGAGAAAUUCCCGACCGCAGCAGCUACAAUUCACACCACUCUUCGUCGAUGCCACAUUCGUCAACGAGCGCUCGACGCACUUCCUCAACCUCACCAUAUACGGCAAUGUCUCUGGCCAGCAGUUCACCGGCAACUAUCCGCCUCCCUCCGACGAGCAAUGGAACAAUAGCGAUGUGUCUUUCGGCAAGAUUGUGAAUGUGGGAACGGGAAACAGGCUUGCCACAUUGACUGCGGACUACAUGGUCUUGACAUACACAGAGGCCAACAACCCGGGCGAGCGAUUCUGCGACGCAUUGGUUCGGGGAGAUUGUCCUCUCGGACCAGCAUUCUACGCCAAUGCCAGCGUCCCCUCCGAACUGCCCGCUUUCUUCCUCUCGCACGAUUUCGGCACCUCAUAUUCCUUCAGCACGAUCUCCGCCACCGCACACAUCAUAUCCGGAGAUGAGGGAGCACCCAACGUCGCAUGUGUCAGCGCGCAAAUCACACCCGAUCUCGGCAGCAGCAUCAAAGCAUUGCUCAGAUGGCUGCCCGCGACGAUCCUCAUCCUCAAGGCGGUAGCGACAGUAGCAGCGGCGAUAUGGUCGCCAUGGGGAAGCUCGGACAUCUUCAGAUGGAGCAGCAACUUUGGAAGAGACGAGGAUUUGCUGAGGUUGGUCACACCAGGUUUUGGAGAUUGUCUACAAUACAUACAAUGGGUGGUCUUGACGGGGAGUUUGACUGUGCAAUACCCUGGCUUCUUCAGACCGGCGCUCAGUCAGGCGAGCUGGUCGCUGCUACUCUUCGACGAGAGCUAUGUCAGCGGCGACAGCUACAAUGCUCUGCAAGAUGGACUGUACAGUGUCAAUGCGACAUACGGCCUCACUCGCAUGAGCCAGCUCAUUGGCAUGGGAUCUGACCAGGACAUCUGGGCGUGUAUGGCGAUAUGGCUGCUGGUCAUCGCGGGUGUAUUGGUCCUCCUCUGCCAAUUGGGAUUCCUCGCUCGCUGGCUGUACCAUCUCGCCACGAACACCACCGAGGAGGAUCUCCGCCAGAAGAAUCUUCCCUUCACCCUGGGUAUGGUGGUCCGCCUGCUAUUCAACUACUUCAUCCUGCCGAUCGUGGCACUCAGUCUCUACCAGCUGGUCAUCUCACCACGGUCACCGACAAGUGUUCUAGUUUGCGCGGUCAUACUCCUGGUCAUCACGAUCGUCUGGGCUGGCUGGAUCCUGCGAGUCAUCUUCACUACCAAGCCGAGGACGCUCCUCUUCGACGACAUGCCAACACUCCUCCACUACGGACCACUCUACAAUACCUACAGCGACAGUGCAGCGCCCUUCGCGCUCAUCCCAGUCUUCAUUACGUUCGUCCGCGGUGUCGCCAUUGGAGCAGUCCAACCUAGUGGCAUCGCUCAAAUCAUCGUCCUGGCCAUCUGCGAGGUCAUCCUCAUUCUCACCCUCAACGGCUUCAAGCCAUUCCAAGGCCAAACAAGCAUGAACCUAUACCAUACCUUCUUCGCCAGCGUCCGCCUCGGCACUCUCCUCAUGAUGAUCGCGUUUGUGCCAACUCUCGGCGUGACCGAAGCUCCCAAAGGCUGGAUCGGAUAUGUCAUUCUCAUUCUCCACGCCUGCGUCCUCGUUUUUGGAUUCUUCCUCAACUCUGCGCAGACCAUCAUCGAAGUCAUAGCACGAUCGCUCGGUGCCGGUGGUGGAGCGUCAGCCGUUCGGGGUAGCAUCCUGAGUUGGCGAAUGUUGAAGAAGCGUCAGACCCGCCCGGACAAAGGCGACAGAGGUAGUAUGAUGAGCAAUGCGGCCAUAUUGCGGGUCUCGACCAACGAUGCGAUGGGAAGUCAAGCGUACGGCACUCGCAGUAGAAGUGUGUCCGCCAGUAGCGCGCAGCUUCUCAACCGCAAUCGCCUGAGUGGGUUUGAGAACUUCUCCAGUGUGGGAGAUACCACGCCGUCUGUAGUUCCGCACUCGGAGCUCUCAGGCGGGAUUGGCCAAGGCGCAAGACCUUCCAUUGCUACAAAGGCAGACGGCGACAAUUUCUACCGGCCACCGCGAGCGCGCAAAGCCACCAUCACUGAGCCAUCGACACCUGGAAUCAGGUCUCGACGCAAUACUGGUGGUGCAGAGUUUCCCUAUCAAGACUCGCCUGGCAAAGCAAGAGUUGCCAGCUAUGACAGCGAUCAAGUCUCUCCUCCCCCUGUCUUCCUGCGCGAUCGUCAGGAAUCUGUUGACGAGACCGGCAAUCGCACCGAUUACGCUGUGCGCGAAGUCGACCAGUACUACCGUGGCCCGGCGCUUAACGAGCAAGCCACCCGAAAACUCAAGACCGGCCCAGCGGAUCCUACAGGUCCCGCAUCAGCAGCGCAGAGCUGGCUGCAGAAGAUUGCGUUUGGAUUUUCAGGCAAGAAGAAGGAUCAGACGAAGGGGUUUGAGGUGGUGAGAUCUGCGAGAAUGCCGCCG
Molecule: messenger RNA, 2541 nt
Organism: Zymoseptoria tritici IPO323
Lineage: Eukaryota; Fungi; Ascomycota; Dothideomycetes; Mycosphaerellales; Mycosphaerellaceae
Exons: 1
Biological process (GO): transmembrane transport
Source: RefSeq, a predicted model, not a curated record